AGAUGGCAUCAAUUUACGAACUUGACAUUCGAAAUCAGGAAAUCAGUGGAAUUACAAUUCUCAGUGACCGAGCUGAAGUGAAACGACGGGUACCAGUUAAUUUGAAAGCGGGAGUUAGUGAGAUUUGUUUAAAAGUGAGUUUCUUUUUUUGAAAAUCAUUUUAUUGAAAUUCCAACACUUUAAAUCUCAACUUUUGAAUAAUUUACAUACAAAGACUAAUAUAAAACUCAUUUUGUGUAGAUUAUCUUUCUGAAAAAGUUGUAUAUAAAAAAUUAUAGUAAAAAUGAGCCAAAUAAAAUAAAUAUUAAAAAGAACAUUUAAACAUUAUUUUGAAAUUGUUUUUGAAACCUUUUGAAAUGCUGGUAAUUUGCAAAAAUUUUGACUUUUUGGUGUAUCAAAAUGGUUACGCGGAGAACUAAUAAUAGUUUUGCAAUAAAAAUCUAAAAGUUCAUAAAAUAGAUUGAGUUAUAUUAUGGGAUUUCUAUAAUUAUUUUUUUUUUAAUUAUUAUUUUCAAAUCUUUAAAAUCGCUAUCAAAAUAUUUUCACGGCGUACCGUACCUAAAAAUUCUUCGCGUUUAAGACCAUUAGCCAUUGUCGGGGAGUUUUCAAAUGUUGCCAAGAAAGUUAGAGCUCAGCAGCAUCUUUGCAACUUCAUUGAAACUUACAACUGUUAGUAACUUAUUUUGUAAGUUAACAUUGAAUUCCUACAAUAUAUAAACUAAUGAAAUGUUUAUUUAAAACUCCAAAUUUUCAGAACUUCUCUGUAUUUUUCCAAAGUGAUUCUAUUAGAGUUGAAGGUCGUGGGAAAGCAACAGUUUGUGAUGUGAACGCUAAAAAACUCCCUUCUUUAAACUCAGAAACUGACUCCCCGAAGAUUGCCGAGUUGCGAAGUGAGCUUGACAAAUACAAUGCAAUACGUAAUAAUCAAGAGGAUCAGAGAGAUAUAUUGAAAAAGAAAAUAGGUGGAUUAGAACGGACAGUAGGAAGAAUUGGAAAAGGAAUAAUGAAUCCUAAAAGAGAAUCCGGAAGUGUUGUUAUUGAUGAGAACCUGCUGACAGGACUUCAGAAAUUGUUAGAUUUUCAAGAAACUGAAAUGAAUAAAUUGAAUGAACAGUUGCGGGAGAAAGAGCAUGAGAUCCUCAAAACAAUUGAAAUGGCGAGUAAGAUUGGAAAUGAGUUAAAUCGCUUAGUGAAUAGCGGAAUUUCCAAUAUGUCUCACACGGUCUUCAUUACACUUGAAGCUUUCGAAGAUGGCGACGUUGAAUUGGAUAUAACUUAUCAGGUUUUUCAAGCUGGGUGGCAGCCGUCUUAUGAUAUUCGCGUGGAUACUGAGAAACCAACAAUGGCUAUUACAUAUUUCGGAAAGAUCUAUAACCAUUGUGGAGAAGACUGGAACGAAUUUCCAGCUGUUUUGUCGACUGCUCAACCUAGUCUCGGAGGACAGAUUCCUGAACUAGGUGUUCUCGAUGCUCACUUCUACAGACCUGCACUAAAGAUGAGGCGACAACGUGGCCUGAGAAUAAUGAAUAGAAGAGGUGGGCCUCGUAUGUUGUCCAAUUAUUCCAACGAGAUUGAUGAUGGUGUAGAAGAAGUACUUCAAACAAUGGCUCCACCUCCAAUGGAAGUCACAAAGAACACUUUGAGUACAGAGUUUAGAAUCGCACGGAAAGCGACUAUUUUAAACGGUGUAGACGAUCAUAAAGUGACUAUCGGCACUAUUGAACUGAUACCAUCACUUUUACAUCAAAGUGUUCCAUCCAAAAAUGCAUCAGCGUUGUUGACAGCUUCAGCAGUCAAUACUUCUGUACUGCCACUUUUGAGUGGUGAAACUUCAAUCUUUUUGAACAAUGCUUUUGUUGCAAAGAGUCACAUGAAAGAUGUGUCACCAGGUGAACGAUUCACCUGUUCUCUAGGCGUGGACACGGCCAUUCGUAUCGAAUAUAAGCCAGCCAAAAAGUUCCAUGAAGAAGGCGGUUACAUCACAAAACAUUCAACUCAUGCCACCGAGCAGACGAUUAGUGUAAAGAAUACAAGAAGUGGACCGCCUGUACUGUUAACAAUCAAGCAUCAUGUACCACGUAGCACAGAUGAGAAGAUACGUGUGAAACUGACAUCUCCAGUUGGCAUUACCUCUGAUCAAACUGAUCAAAUUAAUUCAGAAAACGCUGAACCAAAUGUUGGAAUUAUUCUGAACAAAGAUAACAACUUGGAGUGGACUAUCAAAUUAGACGCUAUCAGUUCGAAGGAUCUAUUGAUUAAAUGGAUUGUUGAACAUGCGAAAGGAGAGAACAUCGAACUUCGCGAAAAUUUGCAAUGAUAAUAAUCCUGUGAAAUUUCUGAGCUGUAAUAUAUCACUUUUUCACUAUAAAUGACGUCACCUUUA
Messenger RNA from Caenorhabditis elegans, 2383 nucleotides. Its product is annotated as DUF4139 domain-containing protein. Lineage: Eukaryota; Metazoa; Nematoda; Chromadorea; Rhabditida; Rhabditidae. The coding region runs from base 722 to 2317 and encodes 531 amino acids. The record is from RefSeq and is marked reviewed. The transcript is spliced from 4 exons.